CAGAGACCCCCAGGGACCCCCAAAGACCCCCAGGGACCCCCCCCGGCCAUGGGGACCCUGCGGUGGCUGGAGGGGGAGGGGCUGGACACGCUGGACCUGCUGGUGCCGGACUGGGAACGGCCAGCUCCGUGCCCUGCUGCGCCCUCACCCCGCGGGUCUCUCCCUGUUCGAGCUGCGCGCCGCCUACAGCGCCGCCUACCGCCGCCCUCUGCCCAUGGGCGGCGCCGCCUCCGCGCGGCUGCGCCUGCGCCAACUGCCGGGGGCGGCGCUGCGCAUGCGCGGCUGCGGCGUGCAGACCCGGGUGCUGCCGCCUAGCGGCGCGGAGGACCGAGGCUGGGAGGGGGAGGGGACCCCGCGGGCGGCAUCGCCGAAUCGCGACAGGACCCCCCCGGCGACACCCAAAAUGGGUCGCGACAGGGAGGGGGGCGUCCCCCGGGGGUCCCCGAGGUGUGGUGGAGAGGUGGUGGCUUGUUCUGUCGCCCCCCGUGUCGCGAUAGGCGGGGUGUCGCCAGGCGCUGUCGCGAUAGGCGGAGUGUCGCUGAGGGAUGUCGCGAUAGGCGGAGUGUCCCCAGAUGCGGCCACGACACCCUCAGUGUCCCCCGAGUCUGGCAACCCCCGUGUGGGGACCCUCGCGGUGUCCCCAAGUCGUGUCGCGACAUCCAGAAUGUCGCCAAAUCGUAUCGCGACAUCCAGAGUGUCCCCAAAUCCUAUCGUGACAUCCAGAGUGUCCCCAAAUCCUAUUGCGACCCCUAAAAUGUCCCCAAAUCCUGUCGCGACCCCUAAAAUGUCCCCAAAUCCUGUCGUGACACCCAGAGUGUCCCCAAAUCCUGUCGCGACAUCCAGAGUGUCCCCAACUCCUGUCGUGACAUCCAGAAUGUCCCCAAAUCCUGUCGUGACAUCCAGAAUGUCCCCAAAUCCUGUCGCGACAUCCCGAAUGUCCCCAAAUCUUAUCGUGACCCCCAGAGUGUCCCCAAAUCCUGUCGUGACAUCCAGAAUGUCCCCAAAUCCUGUCGUGACACUCAGAACGUCCCCAGAUCCUGUCGCGACCCCCCGUGUCGGGACCCUCGGGGUGUCCCCAAGUCCUGUCGCGACAUGCAGAACAUCCCCAAAUCCUGUCGUGACCCCUAAAAUGUCCCCAAAUCCUGUCGCGACAUCCAGAACGUCCCCAAAUCCUAUCGCGACCCCCAGAGUGUCCCCAGCUCCUGUCGUGACACCCAGAGUGUCCCCAAAUCCUAUCGCGACAUCCCCGCCCCCGCCCCGCCCCGAGCGCUGCACGCUGCUCUAAGGGCGCGGCCCCGAAUUUCCCGGAUUUUCACCCAAAAAUGGGCAAAAAAGGCGAAUUUUUGUACCAAAAACGGGCAAAAAUGUCGGAUUUGUAUCCCAAAAAAUGAGGAAUAAAUGGUCAAUUUUUGUAGCAAAAAUGAGCAAUAAAUGUUCAAUUUUUGUAUCAAAAA
Molecule: messenger RNA, 1454 nt
Organism: Taeniopygia guttata (zebra finch)
Lineage: Eukaryota; Metazoa; Chordata; Aves; Passeriformes; Estrildidae
Source: RefSeq, a predicted model, not a curated record